Molecule: messenger RNA, 879 nt
Organism: Dovyalis caffra
Lineage: Eukaryota; Viridiplantae; Streptophyta; Magnoliopsida; Malpighiales; Salicaceae
Source: the annotation of a GenBank genome assembly
AUGGAAGAAGAAACAAUCAUCAUCGCAGCACUCUCCACCCUCACCUCUUCCCAACUCACAGAUCUCACCAGCUCCAUCCUCUCGCUAACCCUCCACCACCACGGCCGCCUCUCCACCAUCCUUUGCUCUCCCUCCCUUUUCUCCCUCACUCUCCACCACCUCCACUCCCUCUCCCUCACUCACAAAACCCUACUCAUUGCCAAACACCUCCUCUCAUCACUCCACCACCUCACACGUCACUUCCACCUAAAAACACUCAUUCCACCACAGCCCACCACCACCAUCAAACGCCGUGACCUCGACUCUGCAUUGCUUCUCCUUUUCGUCUGUGACGUACAUCAAGAACACCCCGAAAUACUUAAAACACCACACUCUGAAUGGCGUGAGGGUUUGAGAAAACAUUGCUCUGAUACCGUGCUAAUGCAAUCUAGCAUCGGGGUGCAUUACGGUGGUGUCCUUUUACCAUAUAUUGAGAUGGUGAUGAGGUGUUGGAGAUUUGUUGGCGUAAUGGCUGGUUGUACAGUGGAGGGGAGGAAGGUGGCAGCAGCACCGGCAGCAGUGGUGGCGCUUCCGGCAGUGGAGGUGAUAGGAGGUGGCGAGGAGUGUGUAAUAUGCAGGGAAGAGAUGAGUGAAGGUAGAGAUGCGUGUGAACUGCCAUGCGGACACUUGUUUCAUUGGAUGUGCAUCCUGCCAUGGCUAAAGAAGACGAAUACUUGCCCGUGUUGCAGGUUCCAGCUUCCCACUGAAGAUGUGUUUGGUGAGAUCGAGCGGCUGUGGAAUGUUCUGAUCAAGAUUGGUGGUGGGGUCCUUAAUGAGAAAGAUGUCGAUCAUGGCUGUAGUGUGGACGUGGCUGAAUCACAAGGACUUAUUGACCUGUAG